UGAAGAUCAGCCCAGAGAACGUCGUAGCUCUGUAACUCUUCAGGAUGCAAUGCUAUUAGUUGAAGCUAUGAAUCAGUCAACAGUGGAUAUGGCAGCACCAGCUAAGACCCAGAGUGCUUCUCAUGUGGGCAUCCUACAAACUGUGGACGAGGUCGCAGCAGAGCAACAGACACCACCGCUUCCUAUUGAAACAUGUAAAGCUGCAUGCAAGCUGGCUGUUACAGAGCUCUCCACAAAGGACCAAUCAACAAUAGAGAAACACAAUGACUCUCCUGUGAAUACUGAUAUAACUCCGACCAAUGAGCUUCAGUCCAACAUCAACUUUGUCCUACCAAAACAACAGCAUAUAGUAAUUCCAUCUACACCUACUAUAUCUUCAAUUCCCUUAACACAUGUUGCGGUUCAAAGCAUUAUGCGGGCACUUCAACAGCAAUCUUCUGCUUCUCCGGUAACAUCAGUAGCAACCAGCAAAACGAUCAAGUCAGUCUCUCGUAAAAUAAUUGCCAUGCCAAGAUCAUUAUCCUUCUUAAAACCUCCUAAAAUAGGAGCACCAUCUCCCUCCCAGCCUCCUACUGUUGUGUCAACAGUUGUUGCUGCACAGAAGAAGAGUAUACUUCCAGACUCCUUAACUGCCGGCUUGCUUCUCGGAACCCCUUUUAAAGACUCUGUUCCUCAGACAACAGUAGACGCUGCGUCCGUGAAAUUGGUUUCUGCUGACCUUUCACAGUCAACCACAACCGCAAAAGACUCAUUGUCAGGGCCAACACAACAACCUCAAUUCACAAUAAUAAUUCCAAGAGAAGUGUCAGCUGUGGCGUCAAGGCUGCUUCAUUCACAGACCAUCAUUCCGAAAACCAAGCAAGAUACAGCCAAAUCAGAUGCUCUUGUUACACUGUCAUCGCCCGAUUUGAUUUCACCUUCACAGGAGUUAAGGAUUACUGUGAAUCCACAAAUUGCUUCAGAUGAAGACACCAAAGUGUUGUUUCAAAACAAGAGUGAAACAUCGGAACCUAUUUUAGAAUAUCCCCAACAAAUAGACUCCGUUUCUGAGCUAAUAAAAGCACCUACAGAAAACAUUCCCAGUUUAAACGCAUCAGAGGGGCCAGUGCCUACCUCUGUGCCUCCAGUGAUAACGCAAAAAACUGUUGCACAGAAACUCUCUGCCGUGGUCAGAUUAACCAGGCUCUCAUUUCCAAUAUCAGCCAAAGAAGCAGUGAAUGUCUCUAGACUGCCUACAGAUGGAUCUUCUGAAAACUUGAAAGAAGGUAUCACAAAAGAGAAACCAUCAUCUGUGGUUAUGUCAACGCAGCCAUCAAAGACGCUUGUGUCAUCCACUGAGUUAUGUCCCGGAUUAAAAGAAACUCCUGUUGUUCUGCCUGUGAAUAUCUCUCAGAUGGCAGAAAAGCCCAAAGGUAUUCAAGAGAAGGCAUCAUUAUCCUCUGAAGGCAGAACACCUUCCGAGGUGUCAAGACCAGACUUUGAGAACUCAACAUUGGCCCCCAAUACAACACCUACAGAAAAUAAAUCAUCGGCUGACAUCAUGCAUCUAACUCCAAUCGCCACCGAGGACAUGUCAACUCCUCAUUCAUGGAUGACUAAAGCCCAGUUCCUUGCACAGCUGGCAGUGACACCUGUUACGAAAGACCCAACAAAGGCUUCCUCUGAGGACUCCAUGGAUGCCACAGCUUCCUCUGAAGACACCAUAACUGGUGACAAGAAAAGGUUCCACAACAAAUCUAUUUUGGACAAGCUCCAAAGUCAUCUCAAAACUCGCUUGCAAACUCAAAGGUCUAAAAUGAAUCCAUGCAAAGAAACAGAGACCAGCGCUAUAAGGCCUAUAAAUCCUAGAUUAAAAAAUGACAGCCCAGCCAAUGAAAACACAACAAAAAAAAUCAAUUUUCCUGAUACCAAAAGACUCAGGAUUGGUUAAAGAUGUUACAUCUCCAGCCAGGAAAGCUGUUCACCCUGUUCGUUUUAUUCCCAAGAGAUCUGGACAAUCUGGAGCUAGUGUUGGAUCCAAGAGGACUUUUAGUGAUCCACCGGUCAGUUCUAAGAGGUUUAAGGCUACUAGAGAGUCCACUCCUUUGACUCGCCGGUCUACAGGUGUAGAUGUUGGCUCCACAACUAAAAGAUCCACUUCUCUGUAUCCUAGGAUGUCUAGCUUUACUUUAACUAGCUCUAAAACGGAUAAAUCAACUUCCAUGGGUCCUAGAAAAUCUAUCUCAAUUAAAGAAAUUGCUAGCCCUAAAAACAGAAAAUCAGCUUCUGUCAGCCCUAGGAGGUCUAGCUUAAGUAAACAAAGUGCUAGCCCUAAAAACAGAAAAUCAGCUUCUGUCAGCCCUAGGAAGUCUAGCUUAAGUAAACAAAGUGCUAGCUCUAAA
Messenger RNA from Trematomus bernacchii (emerald rockcod), 2381 nucleotides. RefSeq names its product mucin-17-like. The record is from RefSeq and is a predicted model, not a curated record. Lineage: Eukaryota; Metazoa; Chordata; Actinopteri; Perciformes; Nototheniidae. The transcript has 2 exons. The coding region runs from base 50 to 1930 and encodes 626 amino acids.